Aureobasidium melanogenum CBS 110374 is the source of this 630-nucleotide messenger RNA. RefSeq lists its product as uncharacterized. Lineage: Eukaryota; Fungi; Ascomycota; Dothideomycetes; Dothideales; Saccotheciaceae. The record is from RefSeq and is a predicted model, not a curated record. The coding region runs from base 1 to 630 and encodes 209 amino acids. The transcript has a single exon.
AUGGCUCGCCAACUUCUCCUCGCCGCGCUGUUUCUCACAACUGCUCUCGCCCAAACCCUCAAUGUCACUUCAGACCAACCCUUUACUCCGCGCUCCAACGCCUACGGCUGGUCCCCUGCCGUCCUCCUCCAAUCUUCCUCAGGAAUCUGUCCUCUCUACGCAUACAUAAACUGCCAAUCCAUCUCCGGUCCAAACUAUUGCUGUGGUGCUGGCACUUAUUGCGCAUAUGGAGGUCCUGAAAACCACAUCGGAUGUUGUGCCGACAAUGCCGUUUGCAGCGGCGAACCAGAGUUACCUUAUACAACCGUGUAUAUCCCUUCUGCGACCGCAACGACGUGGUGGACAGCGUCAGGAGGGGAAACGCAAACGGGGUAUGUGGGGCCUGUGGUGACUGUCACGACGACAACUACGGAGAGGCAGACGGAGUAUGUGACGGGUGCACCGAAGACGAUUUGUAGUACGUUGUAUGCGAAAGGUGAUAAUUUGCCUGCGACGGCGGCGGCGCCUUGUGGGCUUGUGCUUGUGUUGAAUGGCGCGCCGGCGAGGGGAGUAGAUGGUGUGGGAUUUGCUGCUGGACUUGCUGUGAUUAAUGGGCUCGCGGCUGUUCUGGGUUGGAUGGGGUUGGUGUGA